Molecule: messenger RNA, 2601 nt
Organism: Egretta garzetta (little egret)
Lineage: Eukaryota; Metazoa; Chordata; Aves; Pelecaniformes; Ardeidae
Gene: GLA
Product: galactosidase alpha
Exons: 6
Coding region: 312-1361 (349 amino acids)
Biological process (GO): oligosaccharide metabolic process; glycosylceramide catabolic process; glycoside catabolic process
Cellular component (GO): cytoplasm
Molecular function (GO): alpha-galactosidase activity
Source: RefSeq, a predicted model, not a curated record
UGGGAGUGGGGUGGGGGGUGCUGGCCCCAGGGGAGCCCAGGUACCGACACUGGGGGCGUCGGGGCCGGGGACAGCCGGCCCGGUGCCAUGCUCUGAGGCCCUGUCGCCCGGUGUGCCUUCCCCAUGCCGGGGCAGAGAGCCAGGCUUGCCGCCGCGUUCCUCUGCCGUUUGCGCGCUCGCGGCCGGCCCAGCCGCUCAGCGGAAGGGUGGCCCGGUUGCCGUGUCGGCGCUAGAAAUCGGGCUGGCACGUUCUCCACUUUCUUUCCUGGUCGUGCUGCCUCCCGGUGCCCAGCGAGCGGCUCUUUGUGGAGAUGGCCGACGUGAUGGCUGCCGAGGGCUGGAGGGACGCAGGCUACGAAUUCAUCUGCAUUGACGACUGCUGGAUGGCCCCAACUCGGGAUGAACAUGGCAGGCUCCAGGCUGACCCAAAACGGUUCCCCAGCGGGAUCCUCAAGCUGGCCAAUUACGUCCACUCCAAGGGGUUGAAGCUGGGAAUCUACAGCGAUGUUGGGAACAAGACAUGUGCUGGCUUCCCUGGCAGUUACAACCACUAUGACCUUGAUGCCCAAACAUUUGCCUCCUGGGGUGUGGACCUGCUGAAGUUUGAUGGCUGCAACUCUGACACACUGGAGCUGCUGGCGGAAGGUUACAGACGCAUGUCUCUGGCCCUGAACAAGACUGGAAGGAGCAUUGUGUACUCCUGUGAGUGGCCUUUCUACUUGAGGCCCUUCCAGCAGCCCAAUUACACAGAGAUCAAACAGUACUGCAAUCACUGGAGGAACUUUUAUGAUGUCUACGAUUCUUGGAGCAGCAUCAAGAGUAUCUUGGACUGGACAGCACGUCACCAGGACAGCAUUGUAAAGAUAGCUGGGCCAGGGGGCUGGAACGAUCCUGACAUGCUGGUGAUUGGAAACUUUGGGCUGAGCUGGGACCAGGCAGUGACUCAGAUGGCAAUGUGGACUAUUAUGGCAGCUCCCCUCUUCAUGUCCAAUGACCUGCGGCACAUUAGUCCUGAGGCCAAGUGGCUGCUCCAGAACAAAGAGGUGAUCGCCAUCAACCAGGAUCCGCUGGGCAAGCAGGGAUACCGAAUCACCAAGGACAAGAACUUUGAGUUGUGGGAGCGGCCCCUGUCUGGCCGAGCUUACGCCAUGGCAGUCUUGAACCAGCAGGAGAUUGGGGGACCCCAGAACUUCACCUUCUCCCUUACCUUCCUUGGCAAUGGGCUGGCCUGCAACCCAGCGUGCUCCAUCCGGCAGGUUCUGCCAGCCAGCAGGGACUGGGGCGUUUACAGCUGGCUCUCCUCCCUGAGUGUGGAGGUGAACCCAACAGGCACGGUGCUGCUGAAAGUAGUGGCACUAUAGGAGGCACAAAGACAAUCUUUUCAUAAGCCUCAGACUGUCUCCUUCCUCCAAGCGGGGUGCCUUUCUUCUCUCCUCAGGUAUUCACUACUGAAGUGGACUUUGAGCCUUCAGCCUAAUGUGACAAAUACCCAUCACUCCAUCACCCAGAGGUAACAGAGAAAGGGGUGCUGCUUCUCUCCUGUUUAUCCUUUCUCUGGCAUCUCACCCAACUCCUUCUCCAAGGGGCCAUAAGGGUCCCAGCAGGGCACCCCACUGCCACUACCAACCAAAGAAAUGUAAAGGAUACACGCAGCAUCUUACAGCUCUCCAUGAGCAUUUCAGGGACAAGAGGGAAACACACCCUGCCUGCCUUGCUCUUGAUUUGCCAGGCUGGGGCAGAGUCCAAAACCAAGAAAAGCUGCUCCUACCGCUGCUGAAGAAACCCAAUACCCUCCUCAGAGGAUGGACAUCUACUUCCACCUUCUGACAACUAACUCAGGGACUGGCCUAAAUCACUACACAUCUUGGCAACGGCUUUCUUGACAGCUGCCUGCUUAGUAUAAAUGUGAUUAAGUACCAUGCCUUAGGCCUCAGCUUUUGAGGGUUUCUCUUUACCCUGGGAGUCUUCCUCUCAGCAGUGGCUGUCAAUUCCUUUUGGACGACAAUUCCCUCUCCACCCUCCAUGGGCCCACUUGGGUCCCCUUCCUCAGUGAGCUGCCCUCCAAAAAUACCUGUAUGCUUGCUUUCCACUGCUGGCAGUAGCCUUUCUGUUGAGUAACACAGGUACUUCUGAGACAGAAGAUGGAUACUUAAAUCAUUUAUGUAACCAUCACGUACAAGUAUGUUCUCUUCAGACUACUACACGAUCGGGGUAUCUUGAUUUAUUAUUUCUGUGUUUAAGCACUUUGAUUGAUUAAAGUGUCCCUUUCCUUAAAAAGGCUAAGCUUUUUCUUAGUUCCAGUGUACAGGAGUACAGCAUGGCAUCUGAAAUUAAAUCAGGUUUUAGGAAACAGGCCAGUUUGUUCCAGUCACUAAGUUCUUGUGAAAUUUGUCAUGAUUUCUACAAACAGUGCUCAGUAAAGCUAGCGCGAUGCAGCCAUACAGUCCCUAUCACAGGCGAAGACCCAAAGCCACCACUAACAGUUUAAGCAGUAGUUUUGAAAACACCAAUCACAUCAGUCAGUACCAAAGGAGCAAAAAUACAAAUUCUGUUACUGUUUGGUAACUGAGCGCUCAGUCCCAAUGAAGAUGGGAGGAGGCA